UGGUCACACGCCAAUGACCGAUAAACUAGCCAGGAACUGGUAUGAUGAGAACAGCAGAGCCUGGGAGAGAUGGUGCAAAAAGAGACAGUCUAGAGUGAUCUUACACAAUAUCUAAUCCCUAUCACCAAGCAACUUCCCAGUGACUGAAGCAUCUAGCAGGACAUCUGGGCAUAGCACCAUGUUCUGGUUAUUUGGAACCUGCCUUCCAGAGGUUUGUUGUGAAGAUAAAACGAGGAGAUCUCUGUGCACCACUCAGAAUUCAUGUGAGGAAAAAUGGAAUGCAAAGGCUCUUCUGAUGUUCCCUGUUGACCUGAGACUUUCUCCUUCCCCAGAAUGCCCCUUGCAUCUAGCAUCACUGAGCGCAGCCCUGAAGAGACCAUGGACUCCGUCCCGGAGGAGUUCCAACAAGUCCUCUCCAUUGACCAGAUCCACGCCAUCCGUGCCAGUAAUGACUAUGUGGAGAGACCUGUUUGCUUCAAACAAGCACCCUCUAGCCUUUCUUUAUCCCAGCCACAGGCUAUCCAUAAACAGGAGGUGACUCAGGAUCGCCUGAUGACCUCUGUCAUCCAGGACCUUGCCCCUGACCAACCCCACCAGAUGCUGCCUCUUCAGCAGCCCCUGAGCCAUUCCAGCACCGCCAGUUCCAUCUCCCACAGCACCACUGCCUCAGAGCAGCGGCUGCUCAGUGGCAUCACGCCGUCGCACUCUGGGCAUUCGCUUAUCCGGACACAGCCCCGUGCAGACGACCUGAAGCCUGAGGAGCUGCUGAAGGGAACAUCCAGGAAACUUCCUGCCUUCCACUCGGGCCACCUCUUCAUCUGUGAGGAAUGUGGCCACUGCAAGUGUGCCCACUGUGCAGCUGCCCGGAGCUUGCCCUCUUGCUGGAUUUGCAACCAGCGCUGCCUCUGCUCCCCAGAGAAUCUCAUUGACUAUGGCACUUGCCUCUGCUGUGUCAAGGGUAUCUUCUACCAUUGCUCCUCGGACGACGAGGACACCUGUGCUGAUGACCCCUGCUCCUGUGGCCCAGGAUACUGCUGUGUUCGCUGGGUUGCCAUGAGCUUCCUCUCUGUGCUCAUGCCCUGCCUAUGCUGCUACUUUCCUACCUUGGGGUGCCUCAAACUUUGCCAGCGGGGCUACGAUGCUGUGAAACGACCUGGUUGUCGCUGCCGGAAUCACACCAACACUGUGUGUAGGAAGAUCUCCUCAUCAAGUGCAGCCACUUUACCCAAGACUUUGGACAAACCAGUAUGACUUUCUCAGGAAUGGGGGAGAUGAAAAUGGCUGUCCCUUGUCCCCUUCUUCAUCAUCUUCACCAUGUUCUUCUUUCCACUUCCCCAGCCAAAAGCCUCCAACUGAGGAGGAAGCAAAGACAGCAUGGCCAAAGCUGGCCAGACCCUGAAGCUCACUUGGGUGGUUGAUGCUUCUUCUGUAGUGGAGGAAACCGCUUAUCCCCUGUGUCAAGAUGGGCUUCGAAAGCUUUGCACAUUUCAACAAUGGCUUAAGGAUGGGUGGAAAUAGGAAGCAGGCAUGUGUUAUUUGCAAGGGGAAAGGUGCAGUUUGAUAUGGGAUGGCUCAGGAUUCUGACCUCCAGAAUGCCUUAUUUGUCUGUGGUGGGUUAAAAAAAAAGUAUUGCACUCAAGCACUAUAGUAUCUUGGAGAUCAGGCCAUUAUAUAAUUGGGAGUUGAUUUAACUUAAAAUAAGAUGAGUUUGGUUUAGUGAAGUAGUUGAGGGUGUUGGGCUGUGAGUGGAAUAACCAGGUUCAAAUCAUUUGUGAAACUCGCUGUGUGACAUUAGAACAGUCACUAUCCUCAGCCUUACUAACCUCGUAGGCUGCUGUGGGGACAAAAUGGGGGUCAGGGAGACAUAUAUACUUUGAGCUAUCUUGAGUCAAACCUGCUUUGGAGAAAAGGCUGAAUCAGAGUGAGCUCUAUCAUAUUAGAGGGAGGCAGUCAAUUGGCAAAUGCUGGUGUGGAGCAAUGAUGGCUUCCCAGUCACUUUUCUUGGCUUUCUUGUCUUUCUGUAGGCAGAUAGAGUUGAGAAUGCCACGCAACCUGUCCAGUCCCCCUAAACUGGUAUUGUAUGCUGUUCCCUCACCAGUCUUGAAUUGCUCAUUCCAUCACAUAUAGAAGGGAUGCUACCUUGCCCUCUACCUCAGGCAGCUAAAUGUGCUGGGCUGGCCCUGGGCAGAAUAUAUGUUUAGGUCUCAGGUCUCAUAGUCUCCUAAACUGAUGGGGUAGCAGAUAGCACAAACUGUCAGUCUGAAUCUGAGAUUACUCCUUUUGAUAGAUUGAAUAGAAAGCUCAUUUGGUGAUUUACUGACAGAAGUAACUUCUCCUCCUGCCUUCAGUCCUAGGCAGGAAGGCUUCCUUGUUACACCUUCUUGCAAAGAUUGCAAAGUUAGUUUUUUUAGAAUACAGAAAAUUAUUUUUCUGGAAUUCCCCUAAUUAGAUUAACUGGAUGACAUACUGGCUGGAUUGGGGGAUACUAGAAUACUGGGGGAUUUGGGGAGUUUAAGCCUAAAAAAGAAACUUUUGUACGUUCUGCUUGGUGCAUCAUGUGGAGUCAUGCCCUGUUCUACAAAUAAGCAGUGCCCAGGGCAACAGUUUUAAAGCUAGCAUUCCUGACACCUGUUCUCUUCAUGGGAAUAUGGCGGUGGAGAUACUCAAAGGAAAGAACAAAAAUACUAAACCCUGGGCCUGAAUAUUUCACUUUCACUCCUGGCAUAGCUUCCAAUUUGGGGAUUCUGGGGUGAAGGGGACAUAUUCUGUGCAAUGGAUAGUACAUGUACUGCCAGUUCCUCCCUGCUUAAAUAAAGCACCUUGGAUAUACCUGAUUACAACUACGGGGGAAGUGUUGGCACAACUUUUCCUAUAAAUCAGUUAUAGCACACAUUUUGCAAGGAGAGCUGGGAAAGAUCCUUGUUUGAUGUCCUGCAGAUUUGCUUUCAGCCAGUGUAGACCUUACUAGAUGGAUCAGUAAUAUAGGACAGGUUCGUUUAUGGGCAUUUCCUUCAAAUGAAGAGUAGGAUAACAUAGCUCUGAAUAUGAUCUGUACCCCCUCAGGUGGGUGGGCAAAUCUGUAUCAUUAUUGGGGAAUUUGCUUUUUUGGACUAUAAUUUCCAGAAUCCUUUAGCCAGGAUGGUGACAUGAUUCUCAGAGUUGUAGUCCAAAACCUCUUUUCUGAGUUCUCCUUCUCUGUAUUAAAUAAGAUCAUGCCCCCUAAUUGAGCAAUUCAUGGUCCUUCAUCUUCCACCACCCUUCUUAACAACGAUGGUUAGGACUGAUGGGAGUUGCAGUCCUGGUACCAUCUGAAGGGCCAUAAGAAGCUACCCAUUCCGGUAGUUGGAAAAGCAGAUGAAGGUGACAAAAUAUAUGGGUCAGAUCCUUAGUCCUGUAAUGCAUGUUGACCAAAUUCAUUGGUUCUUGGUAUGUUAGUCUAGGGUGUGAAUGAAAUCUACACAGGGAUUACUACCCCAGUUCUUGAAUUUUACAGGUAGAUGGCAUAAAACAAAUGCACAUUUUUGAUCUGCUGAACACUCUCGCUCUACAUGUUCUGCAGUCUCAGGGGUAGAGCAGAUUUGGUUUUGGGGUCAUCAGUAGUACAAGUAUGUUCAAGACCAACCUUUCUUAAACUGCAUUGGACUACAAUCCAGUCAUCCUCCAGUCAGAAUAGCAAUUUGGUAAGCUUGCCUGGGAUCGUGAGGUUUAUAUUCUGAUGCAUUUGGAGGAUACUAAGUACUAGAUGGAGGAGAUUUCCUUAGAUCCAAUGGAGGAAACAGUUGUAGAGGGAACAUGUUGCUGCUUCCUCCUCCUGAGACUCUUGCAAAUGCUGGGAGAAUGGCAUAGAUUGUAAAACUGAGAAACGCUUUCUACAAGUUCUUCCAGUUGUUUGGAUUUAUCUCUGUGUUCUCUCUCUCACUCCAUAUGAUAGCUUAGAAAUACUGCAAAUCAUGUCUGUGACAACCUGCUAUAAAUGGGUGCCAUAUACAAAGUCUGGCAAAAGGAUUUUCUUCAGCUCUGUGCAUUAUGCCAAUUCAAGACUAUUGAAGUUUAUUGGAGUUAUUUUGGAGGGUUUUUACAUGAGGUUCCUUGCAUAGUAUCAGUAUCAGGAUGUGGGACUCACCAGAGAUGGAGGUGGCUGUUCCAAAUUUGGAUGGCUCCUUCUGCUUAAGGUUUGGUGGUAUUUCAGAAGUGAUCUCCUUGUAGAUUUGAAAGCAGUAGUUUCAUCCUCUUAUUCCUCUCCCCUCCUUUUAUUGUCUUCCAACUUCAAUACACUGUUUCUUCUUCUUUUUUGGUGGGAAUAGGCCAUGGUUUCCUUAAAGGCCAGUGCAAUGGAAUCUGAUGCAUUUGAGUUGAAACAAGUGUGGAAAACCAUGUGGUCCUCUUGAAGCUGUUGGACUGAAACUCCCAUUACGUGAUGAUGGGAGCUACAGUCCAACAUGAUCUGUGGGGCCACAGGUUGUUCAGCCCUGAGCAAGAAGGUGCAUUCAUACUUAAUGCUAGAUUUCUGUACAGGCCUCUAGCUUCAUAGGUACAUUUAGAAUUGGGAGUUGUGUAGCUGAGCAGAAAGACAUUGUAAUGUCAAAUCUCAUGCACACUUAGCAUCAGCAGUGUUUCUGAGUAUCUGAUCACAUGCAACUCUCUCAAUGGUGUUGCCUAUCUGUCUGUUGCCUCCAUCCUUCUUCUGUUACAUUCACCUUGUCUCUGAAGGCCCCCUUCUGUCUCUGGGUGGCUUGUGCUCUGAGCACAUUAUUUCCUCUCCCUGUCCAUUGAAGUAGCAUGUAGAACACAGGUAACAUGGAACAAAGCAUUCCCAGACACAAAAGGAGUAUGAUGUGUCCUCUAAGAUUGAGUUUCCCCUCUCAUUUCAUAUAAGGCAUCAUAUCUGCUCAUAAUAUAUCUUCUUUGUUGUAUAUAUUUUUUCACCACACUCUACCAUUUAAAAAAGCAAAAUAUUUAUUUAAGAAGUUUAUUUGAAAAGUUUUUAAAAGAAUGCAUCAUAACCUAUUUAUUAUAACAUUAGUUGUGCAUCUGGUUCCCCCCCCCCCGUCUCUUACAAAUCUAAUUAAACUGUUACUAAACCACUGCUGAAAUGAAAGAAAUAAUUCUAUGGGUGGUGUCUUGAACCACCUCAA
This is a messenger RNA of Sceloporus undulatus (fence lizard), 5135 nucleotides long. It is a transcript of the gene SPRY3, whose product is annotated as sprouty RTK signaling antagonist 3. The transcript is spliced from 4 exons. NCBI's taxonomy places the organism in Eukaryota, Metazoa, Chordata, Lepidosauria, Squamata, Phrynosomatidae. The record is from RefSeq and is a predicted model, not a curated record. Bases 334 to 1251 code for a protein of 305 amino acids. Gene Ontology annotation, cellular component: cytosol; membrane. Gene Ontology annotation, biological process: negative regulation of Ras protein signal transduction; animal organ development; multicellular organism development.